AUGAAGCUCGCACAUGAGAUCUUCUUCAAUGACUACAGCAUCAAAUUUGGCCUGGAACAUGCAUGGAGAGAGUUGAGGCACGACCAAAAAUGGUGCACGAGUGGCAAAGCUCCGGACGGUGCGUCAUCAAAAAGAAGAAAGGUGGCAGACUCGGCUCAGUCUACAACCUCCAUGCCUGCAAGCGAGAACGACGAAGAGGUCGAGGCUCGUCCGCCUGGAAUGAAAGCUUCUAAGGCCAGUGCGAAAAAAUCAGCAAGCGACAACAAGGACAUGAAAGAGUUUUCGUCCAUGUGGAAAAUGAAACAAAGGGAUCUAGAGCUCAAAUAUAAGAUUAGAGACAAGAGGAUACUUGAGAGCCUUUUAGCUAAACCUGAACCACUUAAUGAGAUAGAUAUGGCACUCAAAACCAAGUUAAUUAGAGCUAUAUAUGAUCUUUAG
Eutrema salsugineum is the source of this 438-nucleotide messenger RNA. RefSeq names its product glutathione S-transferase T2-like. The record is from RefSeq and is a predicted model, not a curated record. Bases 1 to 438 code for a protein of 145 amino acids. NCBI's taxonomy places the organism in Eukaryota, Viridiplantae, Streptophyta, Magnoliopsida, Brassicales, Brassicaceae. The transcript has a single exon.